CAGUUUACCGAGGUCCGUAGACGAAAUAGCCUCGUUUUGGCACACAACGAGCAAAGCGACAAUUAUCCACGUUAUAAUUAUCGAUUUAACGUUAAAUUUAUGUUCUUUCAACAUUUCGUUUAAUCUGUGCAAAUUACGCGGGGUUUUUGCAAUUCUAGUUUCAUAUUAUUUUUUUAAAUCAAAUUAUUUAAAUUUUUAAUAACAAUAUAGACUCAAAUAUGUAAUUUUUAAAAACAAUAUUAUUUAUUUAAAAGAUUAUGUGAAUUAAAUGAAACAAUGAAUCAAGAAACGCGCAGUGAUUCACCAAGUGAAAAACGUCAAGAUUCCAAAACGUCUUUUUUAAUUGAGGAUAUUUUGUACCGCGGUCAUAGACAACCGUUCAAACAACCAGAACCAAGAAGGUUUGAUGUUGAACCUAAAUAUUUUCCAUCGCCCGCUGAAGUGAGGCCUCAUGUGCCAAGAGACGGUUAUUUGCAAGUGGCCAUGGGAGCCUUAGGGGCAUAUUUACACACGCCCAACACUUACAAGGCUGUGGAGACACCGUAUUUUUUGUCACAAGGUGUACCCUACCACGCCUUGUUUACUCCGUCGGAGCUGUCAUUGUCAGCAUUGAAGCACUGCCGCCGAAGGAAAGCAAGGACUGUGUUUUCCGAUCCACAGUUAACAGGCUUGGAAAAACGUUUUGAGUCCCAACGCUACCUGUCGACACCAGAAAGAGUGGAAUUAGCUAGUGCCCUCAACCUUUCUGAGACGCAAGUAAAGACCUGGUUUCAGAAUCGAAGGAUGAAGCAUAAGAAACAGAUGAGGAAAUUGCAACAAAAAGGUACUACUGCGGUGGACUUCACGACUAAACACACAAUGAAAUGUUCUCAGGAUGAUUCCCGAAUAUCAACAACUCACACUUCAGACUCCGAAUCGGAACACAGUGACAGCGAUAUUGAUAUCGUCGGUGAAUCGAAUUACGCACAUCACUACUCUAAUACGUAAAGUUGUUGGACGUUGAAAAAAUUACUAUUUUAUUGAAUUAAAGUGAAUUUGAACUAGAAGAAAGGGUGCCUUACAUAUUAAACCUUUAAUAUUUGCCUCUGUCGCUACUGUCUCUAAAUACGCGUUGAACAUCGUAAACAUUAAAAUUAAACACAAACAUAUUCUUUUUUACCUAGCCUAUCUUUUUAGUAGAUAGACACCAACAUUUUACAAUGUACCCCAUAGAGUUCGCUUUUCCGGAAUGUUAGCUGGUUUUUAAUUUAUUCCGUUAAAUUUUUCCCUCAUAACUUUUCACAGAUUUCAAGGAAUAUUUAAAAAAAUAUAUUGGAAUUGGUCCAGCCGUCUUCGAGCUUUGCACUUAGCAUAAUUUGUGAUUCAUUUUUAUGUGUUAACGAUUCUUCUAGUUCAACGUUUAGUUGCAAUAAAACAGUAUUUUAAAAUAUUAGGGUCAAUUGAACUGUACUUACAAAUAAAGUUCGUAAUUAAUUUAUAAUAAACUAAAGAAAUUGCAUCAAACAUAGAAUAAAUUAAUGAGAAUGGAAGUAACGAAGAUACUGCAGGUGUGGCACUACUACUUACAAUAAAAACCAUAAUUGUGUGAAAUGUUUAGUUGGUUGAUGGGUCACAAAGCCGACAUGAUAGCGAAGUUCUCACACAAAAUUCGAUAUUUCUAUUCCGUUGGAUAAAUAAUUUUUAUGUGAAUAUGAAUAUUUUUAAACGAUAUCUUCAUUAAGUUACACUCACCCAGCUGGCUCUGCAGCCCAAAAUGUCUUCCGCCAAUUGCUGGUUUUAAGCUGUAGGCCCAAGUUAUUAUGACAACACUAUAUUUUUAUUUGAAUAUUAAUUCGUCAGAGUAAAGUAGAAUAUAGAUUUUUCUUUGACGGUCAUUAUAAUUCCGGUCAAACUUAGACCUUUGUGAACGUUGUCCCUGUUAUUUGGUGAUUCUUUUACAAUACAUUUUAUAGUUUUAUA
Messenger RNA from Pieris napi, 1959 nucleotides. RefSeq names its product brain-specific homeobox protein homolog. The record is from RefSeq and is a predicted model, not a curated record. Gene Ontology annotation, molecular function: DNA-binding transcription factor activity, RNA polymerase II-specific; DNA binding. Lineage: Eukaryota; Metazoa; Arthropoda; Insecta; Lepidoptera; Pieridae. Gene Ontology annotation, biological process: regulation of DNA-templated transcription. The coding region runs from base 277 to 987 and encodes 236 amino acids. The transcript is spliced from 5 exons.